Messenger RNA from Microbotryum saponariae, 2333 nucleotides. NCBI's taxonomy places the organism in Eukaryota, Fungi, Basidiomycota, Microbotryomycetes, Microbotryales, Microbotryaceae. The record is from the annotation of a GenBank genome assembly.
AUGCUCCCCUCCACAGCGUUCAACUUUGGUGGUUUUGGCGGCAACCUCGGAGGCCAGCCAGGUUCGUACUCGACUCCCGCUCAACAUCCGCACCUGCAAGACCCUGAACUGACCUCUUCCCUGCGUUCAGCAGCCUCAUCCACUCCCGGCUCCACCUCGAGCCCACUGUUCGGCCAGACCUCGUCCUCGAUCCCAGCGUUCGGCUCGGCCGCACCUGCCGCGAGUGCACCCACCUUCUCGUUCGGUGCACCGGCCGCGACCUCGACACCCGCACCCGGUGCAGCCGCAGCAGCUCCGACCUCUCUCUUCGGUGGUGGAGCUGCUGCUGGAGGGGGAGGGCUCUUUGGUGGCGCCAAGCCUGCCGCAGCCUCAGGAGGAGGUGGCCUCUUUGGCGGCGCAUCCGCAGCCUCCUCCUCGUUCGCUACACCGGCCAAGCCACCCACCUUUGGUGCAGCCGGCGGUAAAUUUACCUUCGGAGGUGCGGCCAACCCUGCUCAAGGUAGCACCACUCCCGCCGGCACACCUGCCCCCUUGUCGUUCGGCGCUCCUGCUCCCGCCGCUGCUUCGACGACCCCGGCUUCGGCCCCUACCUUCUCCUUCGGUGCCCCCGCCGCUGCCGCCCCCGCUGCCCCUGCUGGUGGUCUGUUUGGAGGAGCAAAGCGAGAAGGUGAUGCUGGAGCGGAGCAAGGAGCCAAGAAGCCCUCCUUUGGUGGAUUCGGUCCCUCGGCAGCCCCGGCGGCGGCCACGACGACGACGACGGCUGCACCGGCUGCCCCUUCGCUGUUUGAUGGCUUUGGUGCUGCAUCGUCUACCGCAACGACGUCUGCGUCUACUCCUGCAGCUUCUUCGACCGCUCCUGCUCCCGCGGGGGGAACGGCGCCCUCUUUCGGAGCAGCGCCGACAUCGACCCCUCUUGCGUUCGGAGCACCCGUCGCCUCGUCUGCCCCAUCCUCGGGUGCUGCCACACCUUCCGCCCCCGCCGCGAACUCAGCCCCUUUGUCCCUCUUUGGCCAGCCGGCAGUAUUCGCAGCUUCCAGUGCGGCACCCGCGGCGGCGAAGCCGGCUGCAGCAGCGGCCCCUUUGAAUCUCUUUGGCUCGGCACCCAAACCCACCGCGACACCUGCUGCGAGUGGGGCCUCAAGCUUGUUUGGUGCUCCUGCUGCAGCAUCGACGGCACCAGGUAAGUUCCAAUCUCUCAAAAUGUGCUUGACUUGCGACUGACGAUCAUAUUGUCUUCAUCAACAGCAGCUGCGACGACGAGUGCGCCGACUCUUUCGUUUGGAGCUCCGGCUGCGAGUACGGCACCCGGAGCAACAGGCGCUGCCACUUCCACAGCGCCCACAACCUUGUCCUUUGGUGCCAAACCCGCUACACCAGCCGCGACGCCUCCUGCGACCUCCGCCACAACCCUCUCACUCCCCAAACCCGCCGACGCCUCCUCGGCUCCUCCGACUUCGACGGCAAGUGCUCCGGUGCCUUCGAUGUUGCGCGGCAAGACGCUCGAUGAGAUUGUGAAUGGGUGGACGAACGAAUUGGAAGAGAGGACCAGGGAGUUUGGUGAUUUGGCGGGGGAGGUGAGGGAGUGGGAUCGCGUGUUGAGGGAGAAUGGAGAGCAGGUGAGAGUGGCUUGACUGUGCUUCUGACCUGGUGACGGUGCUGAUCACUUGUGUGCGAUGAUGUAGAUCUCGAACUUGUACACGUCGAUCCUACCUCUCUCACCGCUCCAAUCGCAAAUUACUACCUCGCUCGACUAUGUCGAAUCGCAACAAAAGGACCUCGCGGCCCUCUUGGACUCCUACGAAUCCCAAGUCGGCGAACUCGUCGAACAAUCCACCACCGCAUCAGGAUGGAGAGGUUCGAACGGAGCAGGCGGAGGAGGCCAAGCGGAGAAGGAACGUGAACGCGCUUACUCGCUCGCGACGAACCUCUCCAAUUCACUCGAUACGACUUCGACAUCGUUGACGUCGUUGAUCCAGACUCUUAAUGCGUUGUCGCCUUCGACGAUGUCACAGGCUAAUCGAUUGGGUGCGAAUAAUGGGGAGGAAGACCCUUUGGCGCAGAUUGCUGCCAUCCUAAACGCUCAUUUGGGGUCGUUGAAAUGGAUCGAGGGCACGACGGAGGGGUUGAAGAAGAACGUCGCUGAAUUGGAAGGUAGGGUGGGCGAAGUUGGAGCUAGGAUGGGAUCGGGGAGCAAGAGGGAGCCGAAUGGAGCGUCGAUGGCACCGAGUUCGUUGCUGAGGAAUAUGACGCCGAGUCGAUUGGCGUUGGGGUCGUCGACUGCGACGAGCGCGAGGGUCGGAAGUCCAUUUGGCGCGUCGGGUAUUAGGAGGUAG